AUGUUUUGUGUAAUCAUUAGCAUUUUUCGGUGGAUCUGGCAGGAAAUGCUACUUCCUAAUGUUAUUUUAGGGAUGGCAGCGCUUGUCACAGAUGGUGUAGAGGCGUGGCGAGAGAUGGGACAGACCCUUUACGUAUUAUUCUUUUUCUUUAGGGGGAAAAGCCAUCGAAAGUUUCCCCUUUCAAAGAAUUUGCUUGCCGCCUGCAGGGAGAAACCGAUCGAGAAGCAGUGUCGCUCUAGGAAGACUAGUAAUAAUGUAAGUAAGGGGUUUUCCACAGGAGGUGGCACUUCUGGGGCCCCAUUUGACAAGACCGAUUUCUUGACAACCGAGUAUGACUCACAUAGUUCAUGUAAUACCAACAUGAGGGGCACAUGCAUUUGUGACAGGACUGAAGCUAUAUGCGAUUCUGCGGAUAUCAACAACGAUACCUCUCAAACAAAUGCUCUGCACGAAGUUCAGCUACUCACGUCGGAUAAUGUUGAACGUAAACCGAAGCCCUUGGUAGCUGCAUGUAAAGAUAUUGAUCCGAGUACUGCAUCCAAGAGGGGUAGCCGGGCCGUAUCCAUCCAGCGGCGUAUUCUUCUUGGUAAAAAGGGUGAGCAACAAGUGUGUCUAGGCGAAGUUAUUGGAUCUAUUCUCGUCCCUUUUGACUUUCCAUUGAAUUACUCUAAAACUUUGCACACGCUAGUUAGCUGUGUUAUCGGACCUAUCCAACAGCCCAGCGUGUCGACGCUGCCGACACGCCACCCUGCACCACAGUGGCCACCUCACUACGUACGCAACAACACUGCUACAAACAGCUCAAUCAGUAAAGGCGGCUUGAUACCGGCCGUAUCCUCGUCUGAGUACAGCGAUCGCCGUCUUGAAGUGCAAGGUGACACCAACUCUAGCGCCGCUGAUGGGUUCACCUCGUCAUCCGCUUGGGGCUCACAGCAGCCGUUUAGGCAGGCGUCUAAUGUAGUCUACCGCCGCGUGAGUGCUCGAAAGCUUGAUUUUCGUCCUAGUAGAGCUUUUCCAGCCCAUCCUAUCGCAUCUAUUACGGCCCAUCACGUUCUUUCUUACCAGGCUACAAGACAGAAAGUGUUGGUGAUGGAUCUUGAUGAGACAUUAUGCUACGUAUCGACAUCCACAGCUAACAUGAUCGGCCCCCCUACAUUUUCUGAGGUCAUCCCAACCGCUUCCGGGGCAGAGCUUUUUCAUGUAUGGGUACGUCCCUACGCCCGUAUUUUCCUGACCACGAUGGCCAAGCUCUUUAAUAUUGCACUCUUUACGUCCGCUUCGAAGUCGUACGCUGACACCAUCUUGAGUCGAAUAGACCCCGACCAUAUUGUAAAGGAACGCUACUAUCGUCAGGAUUGUCGUAUUUUUCCACGCGGUGCAUUUGCUAAGACUUUACGUGAGCGGCGGCAUGUAGCUACAGCAACAUGCAGUGCAUUCGGUAGAAACUCUUCUGACAACAACACACAUCCCCCUAGCGCCGUCGGGGACAGACCUUCGAUACUCUCUGCAGCCACAGGCUUUACCGAUGAAGCCAGCUAUACUGACAAAGGUUCCUUAGACCACAGCCUCAGGCCGAGCUUCAAUGAGAAUUCUAAAGUUCUCAUCAAAGACCUCCGAGUGUUGAAGGUGCCUUCAGAACUAUUGGUACUGAUCGACAAUUCUGAAGAAUGCACAUUGCUAAAUCGUGACAACGCCCUUAUUAUUAUGCCGUAUAUUCCGUCUAUGGACCUUCAGAAAGCUCCCCGCAAAGUCAUCAAGGACUGUAGCGAUAAUUGUGCCACGUCCAGUGGCAUUGUAGGGGGCAAUGGCAUGGUGGGAUGUGGGGAUCCGGAAGAAGACGAAGUGCUUCUCAGCCUCAUCACGUUUUUGGAGGCGUUGCUUGUGGUCCCAGACGUGCGAUCAGUUCUUCGUCACGGGAAGGUGUUCUAA
This is a messenger RNA of Phytomonas sp. EM1, 1929 nucleotides long. The record is from the annotation of a GenBank genome assembly. NCBI's taxonomy places the organism in Eukaryota, Euglenozoa, Kinetoplastea, Trypanosomatida, Trypanosomatidae.